Messenger RNA from Rubroshorea leprosula, 2260 nucleotides. The record is from the annotation of a GenBank genome assembly. Lineage: Eukaryota; Viridiplantae; Streptophyta; Magnoliopsida; Malvales; Dipterocarpaceae.
UUCCCUAGAUUAUCUAAUGUUUAUUAUCAUCAUCCUCUUACUGCUUUUCUUCUCUAGAUUCUCAUGUUCAACUAAUUUCAUCACCUCAUCCACCAAUCUUAGUGAUGGGGGAACCUUAGUUUCUAGUGAUGGAAGCUUUGAACUGGGCUUCUUCGGUACUGAAAGUACAGCCAAGAGACGUUACUUGGGAAUUUGGUUAAAGAAUAUCCCAGUUCAAAAUGUUGUCUGGGUUGCAAACAGGUGCGAGCCGAUUAAUGACACGUCUGGUGUUUUGAUGAUAAACAGCACAGGUAAUCUGGUACUCCUCAAUCAAAGCGGGAGUGUUGUUUGGGCAUCAAACUCAAAGAAAGAAGCUCAAAACCCAGUACUGCAGCUCCUGGAUUCUGGAAAUCUUGUUCUACAGGACAGAAAUGCUGGUAUUUUGUGGCAAAGCUUUGACUAUCCAACUGAUACUCUGCUGGCGGGUAUGAAACUUGGAUGGGACUUUAGGAGUGGUCUUAAUCGCCGACUAUCAACAUGGAAAAAUCCAGAUGAUCCAUGCCCUGGAGACUUAACUUACGAGAUAGAGCCAUAUAAUUAUCCCGGUGCAGUUUUUUGGAAAGGUUCGAGAAAAUACUCGCGGACAGGCCCGUGGAAUGGCAUUUCAUUUAGUGGUACACCACAGGCACAGGCGAAGCCAAAUCCGUGGUAUACGUUCGGCUUAGUCUCAAAUGAAGAGGAGGUUUACUACAUAUUUUACCUCAGAAACAAAUCAACAAUCACAACGAUUAUUUUGAACCAAGCUUUCAAUAGGAAGGAACGCUAUUUGUGGAAUGAAGGCACUCAGACUUGGACAGUGUACAGUUAUUUUCCUUGGGAUAACUGUGACAACUAUGGGACUUGUGGGGCAUAUGCGACCUGUGUCAAUACUAUGUCUCCGCCUUGUAAAUGUUUAAAAGGUUUCAAGCCGAAAUCACAAGAAGGAAGCACGGUAGACUGGUUUCAGGGAUGUGUGCGUAAUAAACCUUUAGACUGCCAGAAAGGUGAUGGAUUUAUUAAAUUGGGUGGGCUGAAACUGCCAGAUACUACACAUUCUUGGGUGAAUAAAAGUAUGAACCUCAAAGAGUGUAGGGCUAAAUGCUUAGAGAAUUGUUCUUGUAUGGCCUAUACAACCAUGGACAUCAAAGAAGCCAGUGGUUGUGCAAUUUGGUUUGGUGAUCUGAUUGAUCUUAAAGAACUCCAAUCUGCUGGACAGGAUUUAUACAUUCGAAUGGCUUUUUCUGAUUCAGGAAGAGAAAAUGGAAGCGGUGAUGAAAGGCAAAUUGAAGAUAUGGAACUCCCAUCAUUUGAGUUAGAUUUAAUAUCAAAUGUCACCAAUAACUUCUCUCCAAACAACAAGCUAGGAAAAGGUGGCUUCGGGGCUGUAUACAAGGGUAUUCUACCAGAUGGAAAAGAAAUUGCUGUGAAGAGGCUCUCAAGAAGCUCUAGACAAGGAAUAGCGGAGUUUAAGAAUGAAGUAGCACUUAUAGCCAAACUUCAACAUCGAAAUCUUGUAAAGCUUCUAGGAUGCUGCAUUCAGGGGGAGGAGAAACUGCUGAUUUACGAAUACAUGCCCAAUAAAAGUUUGGACUUCUUCAUUUUUGACCAUACAAGAAGGAAUCUAUUAGACUGGCCAAGGCGUUUUCACAUUAUUUGUGGGAUUGCUAGAGGGGUUGUCUAUCUACAUCAAGAUUCUCGAUUGCGGAUCAUCCAUAGAGAUCUCAAAGCAAGCAAUGUUUUGCUUGAUAGUGAAAUGAAUCCCAAAAUUUCUGACUUUGGCAUCGCUAGAACAUUUGGAGGAGAACAAUCUGAGGGGAACACGAAGAGAGUAGUUGGAACCUAUGGUUAUAUGGCACCAGAAUAUGCCAUUAAUGGGCAAUUCUCAAUAAAAUCUGAUGUCUUCAGCUUCGGUGUAUUGUUGUUGGAGAUAAUAAAUGACGGUUUAGCAAGCUUUGGGUAUGUUCCUUUGAUGCCUACUGUGUGUUGGAGUUGGAAUUCUCAUUGUACUCGGAAGUCAAGCAAAUCGACUAGUGGUUGCUGCUGGUUAUAGUCAUUGGAUAAUGAUAUAUGACAUUCUAAUUUGAGCUUUAUUCCGAGUUGCUUACAUGCAUCUUGUUAUCUGGAGUAUAUCUAUGAAAUUCAUGAACUCAGACCGAACAUCCAUCCUCUAUGAUAUCUCUAUGUUCCUUUGACACCCGUUUACAUCUUAAAUAUAUAUAAAAAAUAAAAAAAAUUAACAUUA